Molecule: messenger RNA, 1563 nt
Organism: Rubroshorea leprosula
Lineage: Eukaryota; Viridiplantae; Streptophyta; Magnoliopsida; Malvales; Dipterocarpaceae
Source: the annotation of a GenBank genome assembly
GGGUAAUUUUAAGCUUGGAAAAGUCGGCAACUUACCAGAAUUUUCCAGCAAGAACCGAAGCUGCAGGGGGAAAGAGGCCGGCGGGAAUUCUCUGCAGGGGACUCAUGGCUCUACCAGAAAUUGGAAGGGAAUAAAGCAAUUAAAGUAAACCCAACCUAAAUCAAAGUGAAAGAGAGGGAUUCGUGGCUAGAUCUUACCAAAAAAGCCCAAGAAUCGCACCCAACAGAAACGGCUCGCGGACAGGGGAAGAAGACUAGAGUAGAUUCGGGAUUUUCUGGGUCCAACAGGUGUUCUAAAACAAGGAAAUAGAGAGAAAUCCCUAAGCUUUGCCGGAUUUCCGGCCGGAAAAUGGGUGGUGGUGGCUGGGGAGUUCGUCGGGUGCAGAGGGUCGGGGGAGAGGAAGAGCAGGGCACGCGUUUCAAUAACAAACUUAAAGAGGAAAGUUGGGUGAGGGAAAAAGGCAAGAGGUGUGAGCAACACUUGAGAGAAAAGCCAAGUUCUACAGUGAGCAAAACACGAGUGUUGAGUGCCAUUAUGUUUCAAUCAUGUCAAGCGGUGAUGACAAAUCAACCACUGGAAGACACCAUGUGGAUGAAUCUCUCAUGCUCAAAGCAAUGCAACAAUAAUUUCAAAGACUGGACAUCAUGUUUGGAGGACAAGACACAAACGUCCUCAACUCUUAGGCACCAAUUUGGGCAUAAGAUUGAGAACACCAACCGUGAAUCUCAAGGUAAAACCGACACUUCUACUACUCGAAAUCAUGAUAUUAAGUGCUUUAGAUGUCAAGGCAGGGGUCACAUAGCGAGUCAAUGUCCAAACAAGCGGGUUAUGGUGAUGCAAGACAAUGGUGAAAUUGUGAUCAAAGAUGAAGAUUCUGACACCGAUGAAAUGCCACCAUUGGAGGACACCUAUGAGGAGGAGUUUGCUGUACAUGGAGAUUUGUUGGUGGCGAGGAGGGCUUUAAGUGUGCAAGCAAAAGACGUGAAUGAAGUGCAACGAGAGAACAUCUUUCACACUAGGUGCUAUGUCAAAGAUAAGGUAUGUAGUGUGAUUAUUGAUGGUGGUAGUUGUACUAAUGUUGCUAGCACAACCAUGGUGGAAAAAUUAGGAUUGCCUACGUUGAGACACCCUAGUCCGUACAAGUUGCAAUGGUUGAAUGAUAGCGGCAAGGUAAAGGUAAACAAACAAGUGUUAGUUGCAUUUCGAAUCAAAAAAUACGAAGAUGAGGUACUUUGCAAUGUUGUUCCAAUGCAUGCUGGGCACUUGUUGUUAGGACGACCAUGGCAAUUUGAUCGACGAUUCAAGUAUGAUGGGUUUACCAAGAAAUACUCUUUUGUUCUCAAUCAGCGUCCAAUCACUCUUGUACCUUUGACAUCCCAACAGGAUUACGAAGAUGUAUUUCCCAAAGAAACACCACCUGGAUUACCUCCAAUAUGAGGGAUUGAACAUCAAAUUGAUUUUGUACCUGGUGCGAUAAUUCCAAACCGACCAGCCUAUAGGAGCAACCCUGAGGAGACAAAGGAGCUUCAGAGGCAGGUAAGUGAAUAAGGGGUACGUGAGGGA